AUGCUUUGGGAUCCCUCUACCACGUUCCAUGUGCUAUCGGCAUUCUCUCAACAUUCCGAAGAAAUUGAAUCCAUCUUAGCCGUCAUCAACGGGUUUCUGGGUGCGCUCAGGACGAAGAGUUCCGCCGAGUUCGACAAAUACUGCGUGCGAGCGGGAGGAAUGUCCCUCUGGCCACCUUCACCGACCCUCCCUCGCUUCUGUACGAUUGGAACCUUCGUUGAACAGGUGGUCAAGAUCGAGGAUGAGAUCGAUGAGCGUAUCUGGGACCCUGAAGUGAAAGUGUAUCCUUCGGGUAGCCUGGCCGCCGUCUGGGCCCCUUUCCGAGCAAAGGUCAACGGUGCUGUGCAUCAUGUCGGCGUUGAGCUCUUCAUACUUCACAAAGUUAGCAAUACAUGGAAGGUGACUGGAGUGGCUGAUUCGUGUCGAGAACCGACUGAGGAGGAAAAGAUCUGGUUGCCUUGAACGGGCGGCAUUCGAUGAUAGCGGGAAAGUACUGAGACGAUUGAGAAAAAAGACUGAAAGGGGGGAAGUUGCUUGUCUGGGAAUUGCAUGGUUUGUCUCGGACUCAAGAGGCU
Aspergillus brunneoviolaceus CBS 621.78 is the source of this 575-nucleotide messenger RNA. RefSeq lists its product as uncharacterized. The transcript has a single exon. Lineage: Eukaryota; Fungi; Ascomycota; Eurotiomycetes; Eurotiales; Aspergillaceae. Bases 1 to 462 code for a protein of 153 amino acids. The record is from RefSeq and is a predicted model, not a curated record.